AUGGCUUCGUCGGGUCGAAAUACAGGCGCCUCGGCUCGCAAUGAAAGCCAAUACUCGGCUGCAACUCGAGGCAGACGCCCUAAUGGCAAUGCUAUUAUCGAAAACCCUCUAGUCCAUCUCACGGACGAAGAAUUGCAGAGGGAUGUUCAGUCCUUUGUCGAGAACCAUCUGCCAUCCGUCGCAUACGAGAACCUUUUACGUGCCGCUCGAGUCGCAAAAGACAUUCGCAUAUACGAUGAGGUUGCAAGACAAAAGGGAUACCACUUUGAAUCCGGCCUGCCGGUACAGUUGACGACGGAGGAGAAACAUGCCCUGCGUCGAGAAAGAGACGUUCCUUUCAGUGAGAAGGGCAUGCGGAUUGUUAUCCUCACAGUUUCCAUCGCCGCACUGCUGCAAGGCUUUGUUCAAUCGUCUUUUAACGGCGCUUCUCUGUAUAAAGAAGAAUGGGGGCUCAAAGAACACAUUAAACCCUCCAGUGUGGAUAAUUGGAAGUUUGGGGCUACCAACGCAAUACCGUUCUUUGUUGCCGCAUUGGUUGGCUGCCCUCUCUCGCUGCCGAUCAAUUAUUGGUUUGGCAGACGCGGAGGCAUCUGCGUCGCUGCGUUCCUCAUUCUCGCAGGCUCUAUUGGUGCUGCUUUUGCAAAGACCUGGUAUCAACUGUUCGGAAUCCGGAUCAUCAAUGGCAUCGGAAUGGGAAUCAAGGCCGUCAGCACGCCAAUUCUUGCCGGAGAGACUGCUGUCGGAUUCUGGCGUGGAUCUGCCAUUCUAGCCUGGCAACUAUGGGUCGCAUUCGGUAUCAUGCUUGGCUUUGCUUUCAACCUCAUCUUCACAAGAGCUCCUUCAGACGCGACGACACUAGCACUCAUCAACGCAUCACCCACGGUGCCGAGUCUAGCACUCUUUAUAAUCGCCAUGUUUUUCUGUCCAGAGUCCCCUCGGUACCAUCUUACAAAGGGGCCCAACUACGACGUUCAAAAGGCAUAUACGUGCAUGACGAGGAUCCGAAAUACAGAGCUGCAAGCAUUACGAGACAUAUAUCUUGUGUAUAAAUCGCUCGAGCAACAAGCUAUGGGAUUGGGAGAUCUGGACGCGCAUGCCUUCCGAUCCCCGGGAUUCAUAUGGGUUAUGCGAGACUUUUUGAGACAAUACAUGCAGCUAUUCCAACAAAGACGCCUGUAUAAUGCUCUCAUCUCUACUUCGACAGUCAAUCUAGCCCAGCAACUCUGCGGAAUCAAUGUUCUGGCCUUUUAUUCAGGAACCCUCUUCGCUGGUGCCAAUGGCACUGAUGAUCAACGCUCAAAAAUCAUCCCAAUGGCAUACAGUCUAGGCUUUGGAGCAAUCAAUUUUCUGUGUGGACUGCCUGCUGUGAGAAGUAUUGAUACGCUUGGUAGGCGAAAGUGGCUUUUGGGAACGUUGCCUCUCACGGCCUUGUUCAUGCUCGCUGCCGCUCUAUCGUGCACUAUUUCGACUGAGAGUAUCAGAAUAGGGGUUGCUGCCUUUUUCUUAUACGUCUUCGCAGCUGUAUAUUCUCCAGGUCUUGGCCCGAUCCCGUUUACGCUUGCUUCAGAGAGCUUCCCUCUAUCUCAUAGAGAAGCGGGUGCUUCUUGGGCUAUUGCAAUCAACUUGGGCUUUGCCGGCAUCUUGUCCAUCGCCUAUCCCAGUGUGAAUGCAGGUCUUAAAGCAAUCGGAGCCUUGGGCCUCUUCUCUGGCCUCAACAUCGUCGCUUUAGUCAUGGUCUUCUUGCUGGUAGAAGAGACAAAGCGUCACACUCUCGAGGAGUUGGACCACAUCUUUGUCGUUUCCAAGAGAAAGUUUAUGCGUUUCCAGGUAUUCGAAUAUCUGCCCUGGCUUAUCCAACGAUACAUCCUCGGAAGCCCAAAGCCCCGACCAGAGCUCUAUGAGGACUUGAUCUGGGGCCCUUCGGAGGGCGAAGACCUGGCACCGUUUCGAGCUGCCCAUUUCCUAGGGCGCGAUACAGGUACUCAGCUAUCAAUUGCCGAGCCAGUAGAAAUGGGCCAAGGCCGGGCGAGUGAUUUUUCUCGGGAAGAGUUGCGGUUUGGAGUAUAUCAGCCCAGAGCGAGUCAGUCUGCAACAGACCAGAGUUAUGCUCAGGGGAUGCAGGCAACAAACAAUGAUGGGCCGCUGGUUGAGCCAUCUACGCGUAUUCAGCUCUAUCCAUCAAUUGAUACACGGCACAUCAUCUUCAUGUUCGUAUUCGCAAUCGCGUUGCCACCCGGAUCUGCCGAAUUGGAGAAAUCGGGGAAACAGAAACAGAGAUCGAGAGUCCCUAAACCGCUGUGGGGUUCGCCGUUUGCCGGUUUAGGCUCUAGCUGUGGCGACCGUGAGACCGCUAUCCGCCAGUGGGGCAAUGGGGUUUCCGGUAACUGA
Messenger RNA from Trichoderma aggressivum f. europaeum, 2388 nucleotides. RefSeq lists its product as uncharacterized. Gene Ontology annotation, molecular function: transmembrane transporter activity. Bases 1 to 2388 code for a protein of 795 amino acids. Gene Ontology annotation, biological process: transmembrane transport. Lineage: Eukaryota; Fungi; Ascomycota; Sordariomycetes; Hypocreales; Hypocreaceae. The record is from RefSeq and is a predicted model, not a curated record. Gene Ontology annotation, cellular component: membrane. The transcript is spliced from 13 exons.